Molecule: messenger RNA, 1850 nt
Organism: Botrytis cinerea B05.10
Lineage: Eukaryota; Fungi; Ascomycota; Leotiomycetes; Helotiales; Sclerotiniaceae
Exons: 3
Coding region: 121-1464 (447 amino acids)
Source: RefSeq, a predicted model, not a curated record
GAAUUGAUAAUUACCAGCAUCUUUGCAUCCUCAGAGAACAAUCAUAUACAUUGAUUCAAAAGACAACAAGAUAAACUAUUUCGCUGACUUCACAUCUUACAAACAUCAUUUUCAGAAAGCAUGAACGAAAUAUCGGACUCUGAGCUCGAUAGCUCAAGUAAUGACCAGAUUGGGAACAGUUCUGAUCACGAGGAAUUAUAUGAUUCCAACACCUUUGAUAGUGACCAAGAAGAAGAAGAAGACGACCAAGACUACGACGCCUUUGAUGACUUCGAUUAUCUCUUCGACAACCAAGACAAUCAAGGCAACAACCAGAAUUUCACUCCUUCAGCCUCAGGAAAAACAAAUGGCAAAGGGCUGGGAAUGGAUGCCUCCGAUCCUAAGCUCGCAAAUAAUGGAACACCCCUCGCGGCCUUUGAAAAAUUCGGACAAUUUCCCGAAGAAAUCCAAAUGAAGAUUUGGAAACACACCGCUCUUAAUGCCAGUCGCACCGUCGUUGUAUAUUUGCAAGAUGAUAGUUUAAAAUUUGGAAAUCAUCCUUCGACACCAGAUUUUAUGCAAGCAUGUCACCGAGCUCGAAAAUAUGGCAUGGAACACUUCUCUGCAGUUGACGCCAUGGGAGUUUUACAUGAUUUCACCGAUCCUCAACAGGUUGACAAGCCUUAUUUCUUUGCCCACCCCAUCAGCGAUGACUUUAUCUUGGAAUUCGAAGGUGAGGAUUUUGGUCCUUCGCCGGCUUAUUGUCCCAAAGAGUUUGAUUCGGAGCGUAUGCUACGGGAACUGCGAGCCGAGGAAAAAAAACUGCAAAACAUGGCGUAUUUAGAGAAAAUAGAACAUGAAAUCACUCGUGAAUUUGAGCGAGCAGACGGAAUGAUGGCUCCUGCCUCAUUCAACGUCCCACAAAUUUCGCAAAGUCAAACCCUUAUGGGUAAUUUUUUUCACAUUGCCGGUGUACCUGGAAGCGCACCAGCUCCAACUUCCCGAAUUCCUCGCAAGCCAGUUUUCCCUCCCGCCUCUGUGCUUCCUCACUUCUUCACCGAUAUCCGAUCGGUGGGUAUCAACCUCCAUAUUCAGGACGGGGAACAGAUCGAAUUUGAUGAAAUGAGCGCCGCUGGUCUCCAAACAUGGACUCGAGAUACUGUUAAACACGAAUUCGGCGAGCUAUUAGAGGAAAUUCUGGAUUAUUUUCCUCAUCUCGAAUAUAUAUUUGCGGUGGUGAGAGCGUAUGGGACAAGUAAUCGUCAUCGGUGUGCAUCGAAUCGGGGUUUCAUUGGCGAUUUUGAGAAGAAGAAAUGGGCAAGCGUUGAUAUGAUAAAGGGAGGAACGGGAUGCAUGGGACAUAAUGAGUUGAACCAGUUCGAACAACAGGCGAGGGUUUGGUUAAUGCAUGAGAAGAUGGAUAGGGGAAUGGAAUUGAACAACAACCUCGAAUUCGGGUUGUAUGUCCAGACGAAUGUUUUGUAGGAGAUUUAGAGAGGAAGGGGACCUAGAAGAGUAAGGGUUUGGGUUUACAUAUUCCCCAUUUCCAAACUUCGAUCAACAGGUUACUCUUGGGCUUGUUUGCUUGUAUCAGGUACUGGAUGAAGACUAUCACGGCGUAUAUAAAGGAUGGGAAGACAGGCAUACCAUAUCAGGAAGGGGAACAUAUAUCCGGAGUUUUAGGUUUACAUUUGGCAUUCUACAUAAAAAAAAAGGGAUGUCGAAACUCACUUUAAUUAAUUGUAUUACCCAUCGAUGAAUUACUGGAAGUUGAUCAGAUUUGGGACAGGUUUUGGCUGGGCUUAGAGUUUAUUGGGAUACUGAUAGUAAUGUAUAUUGAAGUAAAAUAAUUUGGACUAAUUUUCUUAGUA